AUGUGCUUUGCGUUUCCUCGUCUGUUCUGUGCCGGAGACCGAGGCAGGGCUGAGUUUGCUAAGGGGCCCUGUGCUGCAGGGCUGCCGCUGCUCCUCCGCCCCAUCGCUCCCGACCCGCCCGGGACCACUUUCCCGCAGCUCCUCACGUCCUCUCGGCCUGUUUUCCACCGGCCGAGACCCGCUCCCGCAGCCAGCCCGGCACUCCCGCACCCGGCGGGAUUGGAGGGAGAGGCAGCCUCCCCGUCCCGGCGGGAACGCGGCUGUGCCGGGAGCGCGGGGGCGUUCGGCUCACGGACCCCGCUUUCCCUCUCUGCCGUCGAACGCGGUACGGGGGGGGGGAACAAAAGCCAAUCGAGGGGUGGGAGGGAAGACCGAAUUAAGAGGCUUUUCUGGAGCCGCACCGACCUCCGCCGCCCCGGCACCUCUGCUCUCCCCCCGUCCCGCCCGCCGGUUCCUCCGCGCCCCCCUUACCUUCCUCGGCGGAGCGGGGGGGCCGUGUCUCGGCAUGACGGCGGCGGUCCCGGCGCCGGGCUGGCGGCGUGCGGACCCGCGGCUGGGGGCUGCCAGCCCGCCCCCCACCGCCACCGGCCCCGGCCCCGGCCCCGGCCCUGGCCGCCCUCCGGCGGGAGCACCGCCCCAUCCCACCCCGUCCCGCCCCGCACCGCCGCCAGGCUCAGGAUAUUCUAUGGCUCUACGAUUCAAAAGGGAUGGAGCUGUGAAGGACCCCAGCCCAAGCGCGGCCCCUUUCCCUCCUGUCCCGCUCCGGUAUAUCCUGAUCCCGAGGGGACGUUCCCACCGCGGAGGCGACAGCCCGGGCACCCGCCUCAGUCACCGCGCGCGAGCCCCCGCCGGGCCCUCGCUCCUGUCCCUUUAAGGGGCGGGGCGCGGCCGCGCUGCCGCGCGCUGAUUGGCCGCACGCGCGCCCUCUCCGCCCCCCGGCAGCCGGUGCGGGCCGCGGGAGCGCGCGCGGUAGUGGCGGGAACGCGCGCGGUGGUGGCGGCAGAGCGCGCGAUGGUGGCGGGCGGCGCCGCGCGGCUGCUGCCGAUCCCGAUCCCGAUCCCGAUCCCGCUCCCGCUCCUCCCGCGCGCCGCCGGGGCCAGGAUCAGGGCGGCGCUGCCCGGCCGGGCGGCCGCGGGGGCGGCCGCGGGGCGCCCCGGGCUCCGCGCCGGGCGCUGGGGCGCCGUGGCCUUGGCCGUGCCCGUGGCCGUGCCCGCCGUGCCCGCCUGGAAAGAGAGGCCGGGGCAGCGGGCGCCGGCGUGGGCGGGGGAGCGCGGCGCGGAGCGGCCGCCCCGGGGGUUGCUGCGGCGCUUGGGGCUGGUGCUGCGGCUCGGGGUGCGCGCCUGCGGGCUGGUGCUGCGCUUCGGGCCGCUGCUGCUGCUGUACCCGCUGAGCCGGCUGUGGCCCGGCAUGGGCGCUCGGUGGCUGCGGCUGCUGCGCAGGGCUGCCGAGGCCGCCGGUCCCACCUGUAUCAAGCUGGGCCAGUGGGCCAGCACUCGCAGGGACCUCUUCUCGGAGGCCUUCUGCGAUGAGUUUUCCAAGCUGCACGUCGAGGUGAGCCCACACCCCUGGGGCCACACCGAUAUGCUCCUAAGGAAGGCCUUCGGUGAGGACUGGACGGGCAUCCUCAAGUUCCCAAGCCGGGAGCCGGUCGGCUCGGGCUGCGUCGCCCAGGUCUAUAAAGCCUAUGCUGACCUCACUGCUGUUGCCGGCUCCUGGGCCCAGGAGCUGCAGCAACACUCGGAGUUCAGGUCCGCUUUUGAAGCGUGGGAAGUGUCAGGCUUUAGAGGUCUCUUCAAGUGGCUGAGAAGGAGGAAGAGCAAGGAGACAUGGGAUGAGAGGAGCAGGGAGGAACUGAGCCUAGCAGACUGCUCCCAGGGAAGUGCCAUGAGUAGGAUGUCCCUUAUGGAGCAGAUGGCCAAACCACUCCUGAAUGCAAAUCCUUCAUCAGCCAGACAUCUCAUGCCUGUAGCCAUUAAAGUCCUGCACCCUGGGCUGGUCCACCAAGUCCAGAUGGAUCUGUUUCUCAUGAAGAUGGGCAGCCGCCUCAUUGGACUUCUCCCUGGAUUCAAAUGGCUCAGUUUGACAGAGAUCGUGGAGGAGUUCGAGAAGCUUAUGAUGCAGCAGAUUGACUUACGCUAUGAAGCCAGAAAUCUGGAGCGCUUCCGACAAAAUUUCCUAGAUGUCGAUUUUGUGAAGUUUCCAACUCCCCUUUGGCCUUUGGUAACAGCAGAUGUUCUAGUGGAAACGUUUGAGGAGAGUGAGCCUAUUUCACAGUACCUGCACGCGGAGAUUGCCACAGAGCUGCGGCAGAGACUUGCGAAGAUGGGCAUGGACAUGCUGCUAAAGAUGAUCUUUGUUGACAACUUUGUCCAUGCUGACCUGCACCCUGGGAAUAUCCUGGUUCAAGGCACGGCCCGUGUGAGCACCAGCUGCAAGGAGCAGACGGCCCUCGUGGACCUGUGUGACACGCUCGUGGUGGAAGUGCAGCCGCCGCUCCGGCAGCUCUGCCUGGUGCUGCUGGAUGCAGGGAUCGUGGCGGAGCUGCAGAGCGCUGACAUGCAGAACUUCCGGGCGGUUUUCACAGCUGUGGUCCAAGGACAGGGGGAGAGGGUGGCAGAGCUGAUCCUCCACCACGCCCGCGCCAACCAGUGCCAGGACAUCGAGCGGUUCAAGGCUGAGAUGGCAGAGCUGGUCACCAAGGUCCGGGGGAACACCAUUGCCCUGGGGAAGCUGCAGGUGGGAAAUCUCCUCUCGAAUGUCUUCAAACUAUUGAUGACCCAUAAGGUGAAGCUCGAGAGCAAUUUUGCUUCCAUCAUCUUUGCCAUCAUGGUUCUGGAGGGACUAGGUCGUUCACUGGACCCUGAACUGGACAUCCUAGAGGCAGCUAAACCACUGCUCAUCAAAACUGCAGCUUCUGUCCUCAAAUAGACUCCUGUGGCUGCUGCCCUCCCCCUGUGUGGGGUUACCUGCGCUGUCUGUGAGUCAACACGAGGGAAGCUGAAGGUGAAGUCACGUGUGCCCUGGGGACAUGCUGUGCAGUGGUUACUCUCCAUUAACCUUGCCUUCAGUCGUUUCAGCUGAGCACCAGGCAUGGGAUGAUCAGAAGGUCUAUUCCAGAAACCAGAAGACUUUGCACAAUUGGACAUUUCUGACUCAUUGCACAAUUUUAAGAGCCAAUGUGCUCUGGUAGUUUUAAAACUGACAUAUGUAGCUUAGGUGCACAAGAUGACUGCAGCCUGAUGAGAAAAGCAGUCUCAGUUGUCUAAAAGUCUUCAAAGAGAUGUGCAUUGAUCAAGUCUGUUUUGAAAUCUGUCAGGUUUAAUAUUUAAUUUACUGACUUACCUGUCACUGUGGUAUAAGAAAUGAUGUUCUAACAUCACCUAAGCAACACAGGCUGAAAAAGCCAAUAAACCUCUUAGUCUUUUGUACUUUUAACUUCUACUUUUAUUGUAGAAGUGUCCCAAGAUCGUGCAUGUAGCGGUCUGUUCUUAGUCAUUCUGGAUGAUAAAAACAGACCAGUCAUUUUGGUUUUUAUUUUGUUUUCAAACUUCUGUACUCCAGCACAUUAUUAUGGGAGUUUGAUUAUAAACAGCAUAAUAAAAUAUUUGCCUAGGCAGAAAAACCUAAUUCCAUAAUAAAAAACAACUUCUGGGAA
This is a messenger RNA of Neopelma chrysocephalum (saffron-crested tyrant-manakin), 3655 nucleotides long. It is a transcript of the gene ADCK2, whose product is annotated as aarF domain containing kinase 2. Gene Ontology annotation, cellular component: mitochondrion. NCBI's taxonomy places the organism in Eukaryota, Metazoa, Chordata, Aves, Passeriformes, Pipridae. The transcript has 10 exons. The record is from RefSeq and is a predicted model, not a curated record. Bases 1 to 2928 code for a protein of 975 amino acids.